UGCAGGACCCCUGCAGUGGUGUUGUCCUUAAUUUUUAAGGCUCAGCCCGUCGAACUCCAGGCACUGCAGUGCCCCGAGGCCCCUCCCAAUCCUGCCUGGAACGUAAACAACGGAAUAACACGUAGCGCAGCCCACUUGCAUCGCGUCUCCCACUGGCACCGCCCUGAGUUUACAUGGCAGGAUCCUUGUUUUGAACAACAAACACCCUUUCAGUUCCUUUACUUCGAUUGCCCUGACAGUUGCGCCUGUGGUUAUUCCAGUCGUCCCUUCCGCUUCUACGCCUUCUACCACGGCGCAAGACUCGUACCAUCAUCCAUUGAUCACUCGCCUUAUCUAAUAACAAGGACAAUCGGUUCGCGUGUGCCAAUCACCCCUAUCGCGAUCUGGUCGGUCCAAGAUGACGCUCAAAGACAUCUACCAACGCUUCCUCGAGCGGCCGAACCCCAUCAACCUCUCCGAGAAUGCGUCGCUGCACUACAUCACGACCUUGACUUCCUUCUCGCAGCCGGGGCCGAUUGUACGGCACCUUGAGUCUCAAAACAGAAACGUGGUCAAGACCAAAAGCGCGAGGAUCAUUUCAGCCGUGGAAGCAUCGAACGCCCUUGCGCUUGAGGUAGAGACAGAGCUGGAGUUCAUUUCGGGUGGAGGAUCAUAUCUACCCGGACUGGAAAAUUUCAUAGUGGACAAGACAGCCACCAUUGCAACGACCCAUAUUGUCUAUUUCGAUGCCGAACAGAAGAUCUCUCAAGUGCGGGUAUCCUGGGACCAGGGCUCGCUCUUGCGGCAGACCGAUGUUAUUGGAUCCCGGGGCAACAACUGGCCUGUCUUUGAUGGCAAGGACCAAAUCAGAUUGAUCAAAACCGGGUAUAGCUCUGCCCCUGCUGCAACAGUCCAAGAAUCGAACAACUCCCCUGUCCGCUCCGAGAAUCACAGUGUCACCUCUCCACGCAGCUCUUCUCCCAGCAAAAGGCACAUCAAGGAUCCUUACGCAAGCCUCGACCUUUUCUCCCCAAAGGCAGCGGAUGAGAACCAACCUCGCGCUGGACCCAAUCCCAUCGCACCACGCGCGUCGGCGAGACCCCCUCCGCGUGAGAUGAGUGAGCUUUUCGCAGCCGGCCAUGAAGACCUUGAACCAGGAUCGCCCAAAAAGGUCCCGCUUGACAAGGCCAUCGCUCCCAAGGCCGGCAGCAGUCAGAAGUUUGCACCACCGCGUCUCUUCUCCGAUGAUCCGCAAGAGCCGGCUGCCGUUGGCUACAAGUCGAACCCCGCCAAGUACAAUCAUUUCGAUCUGGGAGAUGGCAUCGAGGACGACCCGAUGCAGCAUCGCGAGAACACUCCAAAACCCAAGGCAACCAUACCCAUGCGACCCCGAACCGACAAGAAUCAGUCACAAUGGGACUUCGCAGAUUUCACCACUCCAGCCAAGGUCAAUCAGAAAGUCAGAGGGCAAGAAGUGUUGCAUUUUAGCCUAGAAGAUGACAACAAGGACUUCGAGACACCUGCGAAGCCGGCGCAGGGUAAGCAGCGACGGGACAACGAAAGCCACUUUGAAUUCAAGGACGAUGGCACCCCUGUCGAGCGACAUGUUGUGCCGAAGCCUCGAAAGGAUGCCGAACCACAUUUCCAGUUCAAGGACACUGCCACGCCAGCCCCUGCUCGCACCUCCGACCGCCCCACCAGCUCAGCCAGCGACCGGCAGGGCCUGUAUACCAACAACUUGUACACCGACGAUGGCCAGGCUAAUCCUCAGGGCAAAGCGCCUCUGUCGACAAUCACCAACAACACCCACCGUAAGAAUGACUUUGAUAGCCACUGGAGCAUGGCUGAGGAUUCGCCCGCGACUCACAAGGCAAACAACGAGAACCACCCCGCUGGCGACACACAUAAAAAGGCAGUUCAGAUGAUGGACUCUCAUUGGGAUACCUACGAUCAGUCGCCCGACCAAGCUAAGAAGGGGCCACCGCAGGGUCGAUUAAGGAAGGGUAUGGAGAGCCAUUGGAGUUUUGGAGGGGAGGGAGAAGCACCCAGCACCACCAAUGUCAAUAACCGGAAUCAACCUCAGAAGAGUUUCUGGGACUUUUGAGACACGUGGAUGAGUGUUACGGACUGCAAGGAUGUUUUUUCAUGAUCACGUACAGUAUGUGGCUCUUUGCAAGCCAGGAACUUGGACAACCGGACUUCUGUCCUCCUGUAAAGACAUAACGAAUUGGCAUCAGUUUAUCCACUGA
Molecule: messenger RNA, 2228 nt
Organism: Exophiala dermatitidis NIH/UT8656
Lineage: Eukaryota; Fungi; Ascomycota; Eurotiomycetes; Chaetothyriales; Herpotrichiellaceae
Exons: 2
Coding region: 398-2083 (561 amino acids)
Source: RefSeq, a predicted model, not a curated record